AUGUCGCUCGCUAUGAAGAAGAUCAGGCGUCAAGAAAGGCAAAUUUCACGAAGUGGAUUGACUAUUAUCAAGGCAGUAGUCGUUCAUCAAGAAAAGAGAGACCAGCUUUUACCAAAGAAUGAAGUUCAAGAACAUGAAGAAGGAAUCCCGGACGCAGCAGAUUUAACCAGAAAACUGCAGGAAGCCAACGCUGAAAUGAAAAUGGCUCUUUCGCGGCAAAAAGAGAAGAUCAAGAAGAUGCGAAAGUCUUACGAAAGGCUGGAACAAGCAAAUUUAGAGUUUGCGAAAUGGGCGGACGAAAAAACAGUGGAACUCAGGAAGGAAAACCUCGCGCUUAUUGAAGAAAAUAAUGAACUUACUCAAAAAUGUGAUUCACUCGAAAGCCUUCUGGAAGAUCGAGAAGUAUCUAUCAGAAAUCUUCAAAAAAACUCUAAUGAUGAUUCUCAGAUCAUGGCAGCGUUGAAGAGACUGAUGGCAGAGCAUCGGCAGCUUAUGCGCAAUCCUCCUGAAGCUCUUGUGGCGGGUCCAAAGACAGAUGACAACUACUUCGAGUGGGAUGCCUUGAUUAUGGGACCAGAAGCAACCCCUUUUGAAUUUGGCGUUUUUAAGUGCAGCCUUACAUUCCCAAAGGACUAUCCAAUGUCUCCGCCUAAAAUGCGAUUCUUGUCCGAUAUAUUUCACCCGAAUAUUUACGCAGAUGGCCGUGUUUGUAUUUCAAUUCUCCAUCCUCCCGGAGAUGAUCCAAUGGGUUACGAAUCAGCAAUAGAGCGGUGGAGCCCAGUGCAGAAUGUCGAAAAGAUCUUGAUUUCUGUCAUGUCAAUGCUAGCCGAGCCUAACUGCGAAUCAGCUGCCAAUGUUGACGCCGCCAAACUGUGGCGAGAUAAUCGCGAGCAAUUUCUUCUCCGCGCCAAAUGUUCUGUCAAAGCAUCUCUAAAUCUCUAA
This is a messenger RNA of Oikopleura dioica, 942 nucleotides long. The record is from the annotation of a GenBank genome assembly. NCBI's taxonomy places the organism in Eukaryota, Metazoa, Chordata, Appendicularia, Copelata, Oikopleuridae.